AUGUCGAAACGUGACAUCGUCCUUACCAAUGUCACCGUUGUCCAGCUGCUGCGACAGCCAUGCCGGGUGACCAGAGCACCACCCCCGCCGGAGCCCAAGGUUGAAGCCAAGCCAGAGCCCCAGCCUGAAGCCGAGCCAGAGCCCCAGCCUGAAGCCGAGCCAGAGCCCCAGCCUGAGCCAGAGCCUGAGCCAGUCAAGGAGGAACCCCCACCUCCUCAACCUAAGAAGGCUUCUGUGGUUCAGAAGCUGACAGUGGGCAUCAAUGGAUUCGGACGCAUCGGUCGCCUGGUGCUCCGCGCCUGCAUGGAGAAGGAUGUGAAGGUGGUGGCGGUGAACGAUCCGUUCAUUGACCCGGAAUAUAUGGUGUACAUGUUUAAAUAUGACUCCACCCAUGGCCAGUACAAGGGGAGUGUGGAGUACAGGAAUGGAAAGCUGGUGGUAGACAAGCAGGAGAUCAGCGUCUUCCAGUGCAUGCAGCCCCGAGACAUUCCCUGGAAGUCCGUCGGGAACCCCUUUGUGGUGGAGUCCACAGGCAUGUACCUGUCCUUAGAGGAAGCUUCAGACCACAUCGACGCAGGUGCCACACGUGUGGUCAUCUCUGCACCCUCACCCAAUGCGCCCAUAUUUGUCAUGGGGGUAAAUGAGAAGGACUAUGAUCCUGGCUCCAUGAAAGUUGUCAGCAAUGCCUCCUGCACCACCAACUGCCUGGCCCCCCUUGCCAAGGUCAUCCAUGAGCAAUUCGGGAUCGUGGAAGGGCUGAUGACCACAGUUCAUUCCUACACUGCCACCCAGAAGACGGUGGACGGGCCAUCAAAGAAGUCCUGGCGAGAUGGACGGGGUGCCCAUCAGAACAUCAUCCCAGCCUCCACAGGGGCUGCCAAGGCUGUAGGCAAAGUCAUCCCAGACCUCAAAGGGAAGCUGACAGGAAUGGCAUUCCGGGUGCCAACCCCAGAUGUAUCUGUUGUGGACCUGACUUGCCGCCUGGCCCAGCCUACCUCGUAUGAGGCCAUCAAAGACGCCAUAAAAGCAGCAGCCAAGGGGCCUAUGGUGGGCAUCCUUGCCUACACUGAGGAUGAGGUCGUCUCCACCGACUUUGUGGGCAACACCCACUCGUCCAUCUUCGAUGCUAAGGCCGGCAUCGCGCUCAACGACAACUUCGUGAAGCUAAUUUCCUGGUACGACAACGAAUACGGGUACAGCCACCGGGUGGUGGAUCUCCUCCGCUAUAUGUUCAGCCGCAACAAGUGAAGCAGGAUGGCCCUUCCUCCGCUUCCCCGGGUUCCGGACCCUGGAACCCUUACCUCCCGUUCCCGCUCUCGCCUCCCCGGGGGAAGGAGGGCGCCCCGCUGUAGAAAUAAAAACGCAGUGUG
Molecule: messenger RNA, 1370 nt
Organism: Enhydra lutris kenyoni (northern sea otter)
Lineage: Eukaryota; Metazoa; Chordata; Mammalia; Carnivora; Mustelidae
Product: glyceraldehyde-3-phosphate dehydrogenase, spermatogenic
Exons: 11
Coding region: 1-1248 (415 amino acids)
Biological process (GO): glucose metabolic process
Molecular function (GO): oxidoreductase activity, acting on the aldehyde or oxo group of donors, NAD or NADP as acceptor; NADP binding; NAD binding
Source: RefSeq, a predicted model, not a curated record